This is a messenger RNA of Tarenaya hassleriana, 743 nucleotides long. RefSeq lists its product as uncharacterized. The coding region runs from base 105 to 656 and encodes 183 amino acids. The transcript has 3 exons. NCBI's taxonomy places the organism in Eukaryota, Viridiplantae, Streptophyta, Magnoliopsida, Brassicales, Cleomaceae. The record is from RefSeq and is a predicted model, not a curated record.
AAGAACCGUUGGAUGAAAAUCCGACAGGGAACUGAACUGAGUUGUGUCCAAAAUCACAGAGAAGGGGAGAUAGAUAAAGGGGAGUGAUAGAGCAGGCGAAGACGAUGUCUGCAACAACAGCAUCUCUAUCUCUACCCGUUUCCAGACCCAGAUUCCGAAAUUCAGCUCAAACCCACCAUUUCUCCCCACUUUCUUCCUCUGUUUCGACCAGAACUGUCCUGGUUCUUCACAAUCCAGCUCCUAGGGUUCUUCUUCAUCAUCGGGAAAACACCGAACUUUGGAAGAUCUCUGCAUCUCCAGAAGAAAUCCCCCAGGAGAUUGUUUCUUCUUCUGCUUCUGACUCUUCUUCUUCUUCCGCUGCUGCUGCUGCUGCUGCUGCUGCUGCUGCUGCUGUGUCCGGUGGUGAAGAUGGUGUUGCCGUGGUUGUACAAGUGCUUCUCUUUUUCGCUUUUGCUGCUCUCUCUAUUCUCACCAUUGGUGUUAUCUACAUCGGAGUGAGUGAAUUCCUAGAGAAAAGAGAAAGAGAGAAGUUUGAGAAGGAAGAGGCAGCUAGGAAAUCCAAGAAAGGUGGGAAGAAGAAGGCAACGAGGGCCAAAGCUGGACCAAGAGGUUUCGGACAGAAGAUUGAAGACGACUACGAAGACAGUCUUCCAUGAGACAAUUUAAGUUCCAUUUGUUUAACAAUGCGAGAUUCAAGAAUGAUCUUUUGGUAACUCUCUGCAAAACUUGCCCCUGUUUUCCAA